Momordica charantia (bitter melon) is the source of this 2161-nucleotide messenger RNA. Its product is annotated as protein transport protein SEC23 C. Gene Ontology annotation, cellular component: COPII vesicle coat; endoplasmic reticulum exit site. NCBI's taxonomy places the organism in Eukaryota, Viridiplantae, Streptophyta, Magnoliopsida, Cucurbitales, Cucurbitaceae. Gene Ontology annotation, molecular function: zinc ion binding; GTPase activator activity. Gene Ontology annotation, biological process: endoplasmic reticulum to Golgi vesicle-mediated transport; COPII-coated vesicle budding; intracellular protein transport. The record is from RefSeq and is a predicted model, not a curated record.
AGGCUAUUGAUCUGCUUCCUGAUAAUUCGCUGGUGGGACUCAUUACGUUUGGCACUUUUGUUCACGUUCACGAAUUGGGGUUCGGUCAGAUUCCAAAGACAUUUGUGUUUAAGGGCUCCAAGGAUGUGUCCAAGGAGCAGCUUCUGGAGCAGAUGAGCUUCUUUCUCAAGAAGCCUAAGCCACCUACAGGUGUCAUUGCUGGUGCUAGAGAUGGACUUUCGACGGAGAGUAUUGCCCGCUUUCUGCUGUCUAAGUCUGAGUGCGAGUUUGCUCUUAAUUCAGUUUUGGAGGAGCUACAGAAAGAUCCUUGGGCUGUUCCAGCGGACCAGCGAUCCCCGAGGUGCACUGGAACUGCCCUGAGCAUUGCAGCCAGCUUGCUUGGCGCUUGUGUUCCUGGGACAGGAGCAAGAAUCUUAGCAUUUGUUGGUGGCCCGUCGACUGAAGGACCGGGUGCCAUUGUUUCUAAAAAUUUAACUGAACCAAUUCGGUCUCAUAAGGACUUGGAUAAAGAUUCUGCACCUCAUUAUCAUAAAGCUGUGAAGUUCUUUGAGGCACUCUCAAAGCAGCUAGUUCAUCAGGGACAUGUACUUGAUCUAUUCGCUUGUGCUCUUGACCAGGUAGGUGUUGCCGAACUUAAAGUGGCAGUUGAAAAGACUGGAGGGCUUGUUGUGCUUGCAGAAAGUUUCGGCCACUCAGUUUUUAAGGAUUCACUUAAACGUGUUUUUUCUGGUGACUAUGAUCUUGGCCUAUCAUCAAAUGGUAUAUUUGAGAUCAAUUGCUCAAAGGAUAUCAAAGUUCAGGGAGUUAUAGGUCCCUGUGCGUCUCUUGAAAAGAAAGGUCCUUUGUGCUCAGACACUGUCAUUGGUCAAGGAAAUACAAGUGCAUGGAAAAUGUGUGGUCUUGAUAAAGCAACAACUUUAAGUCUCAUAUUUGAAAUUGUUAAAAAGGAGAGCUCAGAUGCUACUGUUCAAUCUGCCAGCAAUCAAUUUUACUUUCAAUUUUUGACAUAUUAUCAGAACAACAGUGGUCAAAUGAGACUCCGUGUUACAACCCUUUCUAGAAGAUGGGUUGCUGGACCUGGAAGCAUACAGGACUUGAUUGCGGGGUUUGACCAAGAAGCUGCUGCUGCAGUUAUGGCACGUCUAGUUUCCUUCAAGAUGGAAAAUGAGGCAGAGUUUGAUCCUAUAAGAUGGUUGGAUAAAUCAUUGAUUCAUCUUUGUUCCCGUUUUGGAGAUUACCAAAAGGAUACUCCAUCUUCCUUCAGCUUAUCUCCACGUUUUUCAAUAUUCCCUCAGUUUAUCUUUCAUUUACGACGAUCUCAGUUUGUGCAGGUCUUUAAUAACAGUCCUGAUGAGACUGCAUACUUCAGAAUGAUCCUGAACCGUGAGAAUGUUGCUAAUUCUGUUGUAAUGAUCCAACCGUCAUUGAUUUCUUACACAUUUCAUUCAGUCCCAGAACCAGUUCUUCUUGAUGUAGCUGCCAUUGCAGCUGAUAGAAUUCUGCUAUUGGAUGCCUAUUUCACUGUUGUUAUCUUCCAUGGUGCAACUAUUGCUCAGUGGAGAAAAGCUGGGUAUCAUAAUCAGCCUGAACAUCAGGCGUUUGCUCUGUUGCUGCAAGCUCCACGUGACGAUGCAGAUGCAACAAUUAAGGAAAGAUUCCCAGUACCACGUUUGGUGAUCUGUGAUCAGCAUGGCUCGCAGGCACGUUUUCUUCUUGCAAAGCUGAAUCCAUCAGCCACCUAUAACACUGAAUCUCCCCUUCCAGGUGGAGAUAUCAUCUUCACCGACGACGUCAGCUUCGAAGUCUUCUUGGAUCAUCUACAGAGACUAACCGUUCAAUAAAAGAACACAGGUGGGAUUUCUGCAGUUUUGUAACAUUGCCUUCUAGUUUGUAUAGUAAUCUUUUCCACUUAUUUUAAGCAUAUUGCAUUAGCUCCCUGCCCUAUGGGAAAACUUAGAUGCUUUUCACCCUUUGAUGUUCUUAAAUUUAUGAACUUUAGGGUACGUUUAGGGUAGUGUUCUCAUCAAAUUUGAUUUCUCUUCUUCAUAAUUCAUUGCAUGGUAUUGUUAUCAAGCAAUCAUAGGAAGGUAUCCUGAGUUCUGUAAUUUUGUUGAAUAGGAAAUUUUACUAAUAAAAUAGACUUUUUGGGUCCGCUUGGCAA